AUGCGCGAGGGCCGCAGUGUUGCAUCAGGCAUCAAGAACAUCAUUGAUCAGAAGAAGAAGAAGCGAUCGCCUGACGUUUCGGAUUCUCUCUUGAAUCCACCAUCAGAGACAGUAGCUGAAAAGGGUGACUCGUGCACAGUAAGUUGCAGUAUUUAUAGGAUGCAGUCGCUAUGCUACCGCAUACCUAUAGCAAUUAACCGCGUUCCCUUCAUCAGGGAUCGUUGCCCGCUGGUGUGCUAAUUGCUUGUUGGCCGGCAUGCAAGCUGUUAAUUACCGAAAUGUCAUCACCCGUGUUGGAUGCUGGCGUGAUGAUUGCUCAGCCAUCCGUCUCAACGGCUUGCGCGUUCUCCGAGUGGUCAGUUACCUUGGCCAGCCUAUGCCUCAGCACAAAAUAUGGAGUGGGGAUGUCGUUGCACUUGUUGAUAGACUGAGGUCCCGUGAACAAUGACUCAAGUAACUCGCGGCUUACACGAUUAUCUCCUCUGGCGAGAAUUUCGGCCUCAUCGAACUUGAAUGUGUGGCCGGGUCUCGUCGAAUGGGCCGCGAUCUGAGAGUUGGCGUCAUUUCUCCGUACAGCUGCCACGUGUUCGGCAUCAUUACUGGGGACGUGGAUUACAAAAUGUAUCCCUUAUGUGAAAUAGCGACAGAACGAUAGCAAAGUCCAGUCAAACAACUUGGUUGGACGCUUUGCAGAAAGUCGUCUGUGCACUUAAUCGGACAUUUUCUUUGACACAUUCAUGCUUCUUUUUACUGUUAUGGAAAUUAUUUGCAUUAAGAGACUUAAAUGUCUUCAUAAAUGUCAAAACGACAGGCAGUGUCACGAACUAUGCCAAACGGGACAUCUUACAAACUACGCCUGAGUGUAAUAAAAUAAUAAUGUUGGGAGAAUCUUUCCAGUAAAUUAUGACCAUAUUCGUCUAAAGAUCAAAGAUGGAACUUGAAUGUAUGCUUGCUGAAACGCAAAGCAACAGAACACGGAUAGAUGUCGUCUGAUUAGGAGAAGAGUCCAAACACCGGCUGAUUUAAUGCAGGAAUUACUGAGAUUCAGUGGUGUUUCAACACGAAAUAAUUCAAAUUACAACUCUGUCUAUGGAACUCGACAUUAGCUUAUAAUGUCCAUUAUUGGAAGUAGGCAACUUGAUAUGUCCUAUUUUUUCCUAUGCACCACUUUCCACAUAACGCUCAGCAGACCAGAGGAAUCAGCCAAACAUGUCAGCGGACAAUUUUUUAAGCGAAGACGGUCCCCUUUAACGCAAUGCUUUACACAGCUCAUAAACUGAUCUUACGUCGCGUAGGAGAACACCGAGCACUGCUAAUACCGUCCGCUUUGUCAUCGCGUGUCUGUAUGACAUUCCAGUGAAUGUAUCUAACGUAUCGAUCCCCGCCACCAUCAGUCCUACGUAGUCUUGUUUUCCCCUGCGGGUCUGGAUACGGUUGUGAGGAGACCAGGACCCGCUAGAAGGUGGUCUACGGCGGAAAAAGUGCGUUGGGUGCCGCUUCGUCUACUUCAUUUCUGGUCCCCUUUUAUGAUGUAGAUUUUCUCUUCUAGAGGUAUUCCCCGAAAAGUUUCCUUUACGGUAGCACCUUUGAAUAUGGCACUUUGGGACCCCCUAACGUCUCACUGAAGGCAAUCAGCCUUAUGGAGCCAAAAGUGGGACAGCGAACUCCCUGCGUUACACCCUUAAUCUCAGGGCAUAGUAUAAUGUGUGCCAAGUACUGAGAAGAGGUUGUUUGUAGGUAAUAAAUAAUGAUAGGUUUGGACAGCGCAUGUACAAUCAGCAGAAAUGUCUGCUUUGAUGCAUAAGACCCACAAAUACCUUCAUCCAUUGCUGAUUCAUAUAAGUAAAGAAAAUUAUCCGUCCGAAAAGCAUCUGGAUGCCAUAUUCGUCGGAAUAAAUAAUAAUUGAAAACCGUAGAUGGAGCAUCUUUCCAAAUUUUAACUGAAGCUCUAGAGUAUUUUUGUUGGGAAAACGUUGAUAAAGCCAGGAGAUAACUGUUCAUGGAAUAGAAAAUAGGAAUGAGGCGCAAGAAACUGCAAAAGGAAAGCUUUAAACGACUUAAGUGUAUUUGUUUUUAAAUGCAUACGCACAUUUUGCCGGUAACUACCUAUAAGCAAAGAUAAAUCAUUUGUACCAAUUAAGAAACCACACUUAUCGAUAACAAGUAUUUCUACACUGUCAACUCAAACAUUUCCUAAAAAGAAGCAUUUUGGAAUAUCGUUUAAUAUCCCCUGAAAUACGCAGCAUACGGUAUUAAAGAGAGUACAUACGACAAGGGAUAUAGUUAUAUCAAUGCUGGCUACCGCUUCUUCCCAUGAAGACGGUGUUAGACAAACAGCUGUUCGAUGGUCCCUUCGAGAAACGGAAUAGAUUUUUCAGGAUGCAUUCAAUAAAAAUUCUUUGUCUUGUCUGCUGUGCCCCGGCGUUUAGCUCUGCAAACGUACCAGUCUUUCGAUUCAUGGAAUCAGUCGAGAGCCGUGUUGGAAACGACUUCUGCAGAGCAGUUAGCAAAAUUAGUGUUUAUGUGGGUGGCCUUUGCAUGCGUCACAAAUGAAUUUGCUAGAUCAUUGAGGACAGCGUUCAGUGGACAGUCAUCGAACGAGUGCUUGCCCGUAGAACUUCCCCGGUGGAUGCUGUGACCUAGAGGUGGUCCAAGCAUAACAGUGAGAAGAUUCCUGACGAACUCCUCGUUCUGCACUCACACUAUGAUUAUCAGUUUUACGUGUAAGUCAUUAGAAAUAAAUACAUGUACACAUUUAACUACCGCUUCUUGCCCAAACUUUGCUUUAGUUAUCAGCCUGCGAACAAAAUAAUCAUAAAUUUCAUUUGUGCCCAGGACAAAUACACUAGAGAAUCGCUCUGGUUGGCAAAGACUUUUUUCGUCUGAAUUGCUCCUUUUUUAUCAACGAACAUCGCCUUUGGUUUCGUCAGCUCGCUGAUAGCCAGAGUGUGCUGUUGAGCUAGGUAGUUCAUUUUUUACUACCUGAAUUUCAACGACAUGGAGAACAGCCAUGCCGAGUGGAUGCGGAUUCCUUCUGCACCAGCAGACAACAAUCAUGCUCGGCUGUUGAUGUUUGCCUUUCCGUAACCCGUCUCAGAAACAUUUAAUGGUACCUGCCUACAGAUUUGGGGUGACUAGCGUUAAUCGAAAGGCUUGCUCGAUGCGUCCUCGGGAUCAGAAAUUAGUUUACGCGUGUCUGUAGGGAACUCCGCUAGUUCCGUCGACGUUGCCGACGAUGUCCAUCGUGCGCUCCACAGCACGGUGAAGCAAGAACAGCGACUUGUCUGCGAAUUAGUUUAUAGUGAAUGAAGACUUGCACAGCAUUUACCGCACUCGUUUCUCCUCCUCCCACCCGGACCCUGUGGCAAGACGGAGUCAAGAAGACCGGGGGCGGGGGAGAGCGCAGUUGGAUGGCACGGUCGAGCCCGCACAUUUACACACAACCCCAAACGCAUUGAUAUACACAAAAAAUGACCGGGCUUCUGACCAACAACAACAAUUGGGUCGACAGGGACCCUAAUGGGCACGACGUUUGCCGACAUCCGGGUUUGCCACUGCAUCCCGUGACGUUGGUCUUUGUUAUGGUACGCAAUCCGAUAAUGCCUACUAAGAUCCGAUAUUGCCCCGUGCUGGUCCAGUACAUCUACUAUGUACUUAUAAUAAUUUUCAUUAAAGACCCAUCGGGGUCCAAUUUACGGGGCACUACAGAGAACUACUAAUUAUAUGACACUCACACUAGGUCGUCAAGUCUCUCUGCGAUUCUGCAGGCACGCAGCUGGAGAGGCCGUCAAUUUUCCGGCUUUGUGCCGUACGACGGGCCUUCUACGGACUGGGAUUAUACGACCACGGCAGCAGCCGUGCUCACAAUCCCAAAUUCACCUACAGAAUAUCACGUGGUGCACAUUUUUCGCUUUCACGUAUGGAUUAUAAUCCCGAACAGGAGCGUUUCAGGCGAUAUUGACAAGGACGACUUUCAAGAACUCAGUCCUGACUGCAAAUUCAUUCGGAAAACUCCCUAGGGAAUUCGGUGUCACAAAGUCUGAAAAACAAUUACAUCGUAUAGGCGUCAGCAAAAUGAGAAACAUGUACACGCAAACGUUGUCCAGUAGCAUAAGCAAAGCAAUUUAUUAAGUUUGAUCGCAUUAAUGUCCAACUGUAUACAUGUGCCAUGAUCCUUUGUUGCGCCGCGCACAUAUAUUUACGUUUGCAAUGCAUUGUAUUUUAUGUUGAAGACCACCCCGAAUGUUGGCUUAACAUAGCAGCUGCUUAUCAGGAUCAUAUUCGUAUAGUCUCCGCCGGUAAAGGAAACGUUUUCAUGCCCUGGAUCAAUCUUGUUUGGGCGCAGCAAUAAGGAGGACGUGCUCGAUGCGGCUAAAGACAAAUAAGCAGUCGAUAUGAACUUGUGUUUGUCCGGCAAGAAAGACCUACAUUUUGAGAAAAUUGUAUGCUUCGGAGCUGUCGUAAUGUACAUAACUCAUUGGAUUCAUCAUAAGGCGUGCGUGUACCGGUAGGCAUUUCUGCAUCCAAUAUUGAAAUUGAGAACUCCGCAAAAAGGUUAACAUUCUGGGUGCGGUAGUAGCAGUUCUAUUUCGGACCUAUGGGUAAUACGAUAAGAUUUACCGCAUUACUGCUGUAUAUUUUGUUUACCUAAGAAACAAGGACACUCCUGUAUUAUCAUUCAUUCGAACAAUAUACACAGUAUUAGACAGAGGAAUCAAUACUCUACUCAAUAUAUCGUCACUGCGAGGAAUCUGUUUUGGGUUAACUGCAGAUGACCCAUAGAACAGACGGUUAACUUACUGCAAUAACCCACAAUCAUGGUCAAAAACAAUACAUAUGCACACAAGACAACCAGUUCUGCCUGCCGGAAAUAAAUGGCAUCUUCUCGGUCAAUGUAAAAAUACUCCUCAAUACUCUGUCCAUGGAGAAAAAAGUUCACGAAAGCCAUGCCUCGACUAAAUACUUAGUUAAGUAAACAGACUUUUCUGACUUUAAAAAGAAAAUAAAUCACUCAAUUUUCAAGCAAGUGGUUGAAAUCUCACAGAUGCUGUUGUACCGAAAAAAAGCACAGAACUUUCAAUCAAAUGGGACAUUGAACUCGUUGGGCGCACUUUCCUAUACCAACUUUUUUGAAAUUUACAACUUUGUAUUUGUAAAAAAGCGGACAUCUUUCUAAAGAAUAUUCUCUGGCAUUGUCUGUGUGCAUUCGUUUUAAUAAAUCGUUUUAUUGAACUCUAUAAACGCGUCUACUUAAUUUUGAAUUUAGUGACCGCGAAUUGACGGGUCAAACAGUGAAAGGCGCAGACCUCUUGUCAGGAUCUUCUCGCAACAUUGGUUCGGAAAAAUGAUUCCAAAAAAGUACAGUUUAGUAACUUUUAUUCCCUUAGUUUUUACAAAGUCGCUGUUGAGGGCAAUAUCGGAUGUGGGAAAUCUACUUUCCUGAAGUAUUUCGAAAGUCUGUCGUCGAAUAUUGAAGUGUCUCUGGAGCCAAUUGAACUCUGGAACAACGUGAAGGGACACAAGCUCUUUGUAAGACAGAUUUACCGCUCUCGUUUAUCGGAUAGGAAAUGUUCUACGCAGAUCCCGGAACUUGGAGCAGCCCUUUGCAGAGUCAAGUGAUGGUUACCUAUCUCCAUCGGCAGGCGACACCACAGGCAAGUUUGUUCUAA
Spirometra erinaceieuropaei is the source of this 5669-nucleotide messenger RNA. Lineage: Eukaryota; Metazoa; Platyhelminthes; Cestoda; Diphyllobothriidea; Diphyllobothriidae. The record is from the annotation of a GenBank genome assembly.